AUGGCCGGCGCAUCCAUCGUCGUGAGCGAUGCAUCGGCAGAACACCGUCGCACUGGCGCAGCGACCCUCUUCGCCAAUCUCAGCUUCUUCUGCCUCCAGAAGUUGCCCGCACGCUCCCAGCUUAUCCGCGACAUCGAAGCCAAUGGCGGCCGCGUAGUGAAGAACGAGAAACUGGCCGACUAUGUCAUUGCAGACCACGUGCGGAAAGACGUGCCUGCCGGCAGCUAUUCCUGGACGCUCAUCACCACCGCCAUUGCCAAUGGAGCGCUACCAGAUCCCGCCGAUCAUUACGCUGGUCCGAGGCCAGGCACCAUUCGAGAUGUGGGCUCUGCAGCUCCGGGCAAAGCCACGCGUACGCCCUUCACUCACGAGGAAGACAAGCAGCUAUGGCAGUGGGUCGAGCAGGAGAAGACUCGUGGAGGCCAGUUCAAAGGCAACGAUAUCUACAAGCGCCUAGAACAGAUCAAUCCUCGUCACACUUUUCAGUCAUGGCGCGAUCGCUACCUAAAAAAGCUCAUGAAUAACCCACCCGCUGGGGUACAGCCCACUGUACCCGCAAAUGCUCCUCCAAGUCCUUCGACUGCACUAGACGGGGAGAUGGAGGAGGAGCAAGCGUCCACGCCUCCGGCGAAACGUCGCAGAGUUGAGAUCGUGGACGAGAAGGAUCAAGGGCCUGAGCAUUCUGAGGAUCAGUCGGCGGACACAGUGCAUGCUGAAGACCACGGGAAAAAAGAGACUGAUGUAGAUCUGCUCAUGCCUCAUGCUGCAGACAUUGACAAUGUUUUGGAAGACCAAUGGCUACCCGCGUGGGAGCUUUGGGCUGAGGCAUAUCCGCAUCGUUCGGCUCAAGAGUGGGCCAAGUUUUGGCAAGAAGAUGUUCGUCCUAUAUAUCAAGCACAACUUCGAGACAAGGGCAAUACGGAACGGCCUAGCGUGAGACCUUCGGACGCUGGAGAAAAUCGGAGAAAACGCAAAAGACACUUCGAUGUUGUGCCGACUAAUGGCGAGAGCCAUUUUGAGCCUGGGUCACCUCAGCCGCGAUCUCAGAAUCACUCGCCAUCCCGCUCGUCCGAUGUGCACCGCAUUGAUCAUACCACUAAAGCUGCCACUGCCACAGCUUCAGAAAGCCUAGGCCCCUUCGCCGAACUCUUGACGUCCGACGAGAAUCGUGCGGCUGCCCAGCAAAUCACAAACGAAUCGCUGGUCGCCUUCGACGAGAGUGCGAGUCGUGCAGGGUUGGUGGAAGCCAGCGGCGAGGGCGAGGACCUCAUCAAACUUCUUACACACGAGAACAAUCAACUAGAGCACAGACCCUACAUAAGUGAUGGGCCCGAGAUCGAAGACCUGCGGAGCUCAGAGGUACAGCAGCGUCCCACAGAGGAUGACAUUGGAGCGAUAAUGCCGGAGGACGACCUUGCGUCCGAUUUCGAGUCACAGCUAUCUGGAGGCACUGCCCUCACGGAAGCUAAUCUCGCUGCGCAGGAAGCCCGACACAAAGCACCCUUACUAAGAGGCGCAGACCUGCCCGAGGACGAUGCGAACAAUGACCAGUCCGAUUUCGUCAAGUAUUUGCAGCAAAGUCUGAUGCCGAGCCACAAUCAGCCCGAACUUUCACAGGAACGGAAUGUCUCAGGAAGCCAUUCGAAUGCUGGGAAGGCGCGAUCAAUAGAGGACGAGUCCGAUCAUGAUGUUGACGAGGUGAUACUAUCUAAUUUAGAAUGGCCGUCAUCGCCUCAUCGGCCGCAAGUCACGGCAAUGCCUUCGAACACGCAGGCGGAAGACAUAGAAAAUGUUCCUCUCGCAGAGGCGAAAGGGCUCACAGCUGGCAGCCCUCUUGCAGCAUCCAGUACCGCCAGACCUGAUGCCAUUGCCCGUUCGGGCGGACUUGAGGCAAGGAACAUGGAGCCAAGCGACGACUUGGACCAAGAGGUUGACCUCUCUGUGGCGUUCCCGGAAGUUGGAGGCGGCUUUGAUCCCAGCUCAGACCGUGACAGCACACCAGCCAUGGCAGAAGAGGAGGCCUUAGACCUUGGAGACUAUUAUGACGAAGUCGACGGCCCGAACCCCCAUGAAUAUGAGACCCCUCGGAAGGCAUCGCAACUUAUCGAGAUCUCCUCAACCUCUAUUCCUAGUUCCCCUCUGCCAGAUUCUCCGGGCUCUCAAGAUGGAACACGUGGCCGGCAGAUACCUAGGCCACUUGAAACACAAGACUUCUAUAACGCAGAAACACAACAAGCGGAUCUGACUAUGCCCCUGCCACUUGACACUGAUGACGAGGACGGGGACGGAGAGCAGAAUGACGAACAUGACCAAACCGCACACGACUUGACCGAGACGAUCGAGCAGUACGCUAGCAGCCAAGCGAUGCGUGCAGAAUCGCCAUCAGCAGAUCUUAAUUCAGAGGACGAAUCAGAACGGCUGGAGAGCUGGAUGGCAACCAUGAAAGUCCGAGGCCACGAUGAGAGCGCAAUCAUCGAAGCGGUCAAGUGUACUUCAUUGCGACUGGACCUCGCGGAAUUUGUGUUGAUGCACGUGAGGGCUGGCAAAGGGAUCCCUACUGAUGUUCCAGGCGUAUGGAACGAAGACGAAGAUGAGCAGCUGGAAGGAGGCAAUGCCAGGGCAAUUCGGUUGCUAGAGAAGAAGCACGGCUGGGACGCGUGUCGAGCGAGGUUGAAUUAUCUCGAACAGUACCGCGAUACUGAAUGA
Molecule: messenger RNA, 2706 nt
Organism: Cercospora beticola
Lineage: Eukaryota; Fungi; Ascomycota; Dothideomycetes; Mycosphaerellales; Mycosphaerellaceae
Biological process (GO): regulation of DNA-templated transcription; telomere maintenance via telomere lengthening
Cellular component (GO): shelterin complex
Molecular function (GO): telomeric repeat DNA binding
Source: RefSeq, a predicted model, not a curated record